Molecule: messenger RNA, 411 nt
Organism: Penicilliopsis zonata CBS 506.65
Lineage: Eukaryota; Fungi; Ascomycota; Eurotiomycetes; Eurotiales; Aspergillaceae
Exons: 3
Coding region: 1-411 (136 amino acids)
Cellular component (GO): nucleus; cytosol
Molecular function (GO): DNA binding
Source: RefSeq, a predicted model, not a curated record
AUGGCUGAUACCGCAAGGGGCCAUGCCAUGUAUCUCGUGGUUAAAUCCGGCGAGCCCGUCUUGCCCAACUACAACAACAGGGGGGCAUGCGUGGAGGGCCUUCAGACGGUCAAGAUGAUCAACGGAACCGACCGUCGUUCCGCCAUUCUAUCUCAAAUCCUUGAUCCCGCUGCUGCCGAUCGUCUCGGUCGUAUUCGCCUAGUCAAGGAGUCUCGGGCGGUGGACAUCGAAAACAGACUCAUCAUGCUAGCUCAGACGGGCCAACUACGCCAGAAAGUCACGGAAGAGCAACUAAAGGAGCUACUGAAUGCCGUCGCGGAGAAUCAGCGCAAAGAGGAAGAAGAACACAAGAUUGUGAUCACCCGCCGUAAAGGUGGCUGGGAUGAUGAUGAUGACCUGUUGGACCUGUAA